AUGAUCUUAACCGCCGAUCCCACGGUCCACCAUCCCACCACCAUCCGCUCCUCCGCCCCGAUCUCUCAAUCCGCUGCGCACGACUUCCUCGCCGCUUAUCUUGAUCGCGCAUCUACCGAUCCUGCUCUGCAGCCGAGCGCCAGGAUCAGCGCACAUGGUCCUAUUUCGCGCAGCACGGCCAGAACCCCCGGUCUCGUGCUACAUAAUUUGAAGCGCGUGCAGGCAGGCCUUGCCGGGGAAGUUCUGGGUCGGGAUCUGAGUUUAAUGACAGACGGAGUAGUGGAGGGAGAUGUGCAACCUGUCGUCGGUGAGAAUGGGGACUGGGAAGAGGCAAAGAAGUUCGAACAGUCAAUGAAUGCGGACGAUCAGGAGGAGGGCCAGAUGGACGUCGAUCCUGUCGAACAGGAGCAGGAUGGAGACGCUCCCGCAGGUGUCGAUAAGGAGGAGCGAAAGCGCAAGAAGAAGGAACGCAGACUCGCGGAGAAAAGGGCAAAGGCGAAGACAGAGGCUUAA
Aspergillus tanneri is the source of this 513-nucleotide messenger RNA. RefSeq lists its product as uncharacterized. NCBI's taxonomy places the organism in Eukaryota, Fungi, Ascomycota, Eurotiomycetes, Eurotiales, Aspergillaceae. The transcript has a single exon. The record is from RefSeq and is a predicted model, not a curated record. The coding region runs from base 1 to 513 and encodes 170 amino acids.